AUGGUCGGCAUUGUCAUGUUUCAUCCACGGUUCCUUGUUGCCUUUAUUCUCUCAAAUUAUCUUGUAUGCCUUUUGGCAACUGCCGCUCGCAAUGGUGGCUUUACCUUUGAGCUAAUCCGCCAAGACUCUCUCAACACUUCUUUCUACAAUGCUAAUAAAUACUAUCCAAAUGUCCCCCAAUCACAAAUAUCUGCAUACAAAGGCCAUCAUCUCAUGAAGGUCUUAAUCGGAACACCACCGGUACACAUCUAUGGCAUUGCUGAUACAGGUAGUGACCUUGUGUGGACACAAUGUGUACCAUGUGAUGGCUGCUACAAUCAGACUAAUCCCAUGUUCGAUCCUCAAAAGUCCUCCACAUACAGUGACAUUUCUUGUCAAUCAGAACAAUGUCAUCUAAUAGACACUGGCACUUGUUCUCCUCAAAAUCUUUGCAGUUACACUUAUGGAUAUGGAAGUGGUUCCAUAACCCAAGGUGUUAUGGCCAAAGAAAAAGUCACCAUUACUUCCACCUCAGGGAAAACCGUUUCCUUUGAUCUUUCUUUUGGUUGUGGACACAACAAUACCGGGACUUUCAAUGACCAAGAAAUGGGAAUCAUUGGUUUAGGAGGUGGGUCUGAUUCCCUUGUUUCACAAUUAGGUUCCACCUUUGGUAGCAAGAGGUUUUCUCAAUGCUUGUUGCCAUUUGGUACAGAUCCUAAUAUUGCAAGCAAGGUAAGCUUUGGCAAUGGCAGUGAAGUUGUAGGUAGCGGUGUGGUUUCAACACCUUUAGUAACCAAAGAAGAUAAAACUCCCUAUUUUGUGACAUUAGAAGGAAUUAGUGUUGGACAAACAUAUGUGCCUUUUAACUUUUCAGGUAAGGUUUCUAAGGGCAAUAUGUUUCUGGAUUCAGGAACGCCACCUACGCUUUUGCCAGAAAAUUUUUAUGAUCGCUUGGUGGCAGAAGUGCAGAAGCAGAUUCCAAUGAAUCCCAUUCAGGUCCAGGAUGACGCUGAUUUGGGGACACAGCUUUGCUAUAGAACUGAAAUUAAUCUUCAUGAUAAUGCACCAAUAUUGACUGUCCAUUUUGAGGGUGCUGAUGUGCUAUUAACGCCUAGACAUACCUUCAUUCCACCUAAAGAUGGGGUUUACUGCUUUGGAAUGCAAAGUUUUGGCAAUAUAGAUAUUGGAAUAUAUGGAAACUUUGCUCAAGCAAAUUACUUGAUUGGGUUUGACAGGGAAACAAUGAGGGUCUCCUUUAAGUCGACUGAUUGCAGCAAACAAUAGAGUUUGCCACUAUC
This is a messenger RNA of Quercus lobata, 1277 nucleotides long. RefSeq names its product aspartic proteinase CDR1-like. The record is from RefSeq and is a predicted model, not a curated record. Gene Ontology annotation, cellular component: extracellular region. The coding region runs from base 1 to 1263 and encodes 420 amino acids. The transcript has a single exon. NCBI's taxonomy places the organism in Eukaryota, Viridiplantae, Streptophyta, Magnoliopsida, Fagales, Fagaceae.